Molecule: messenger RNA, 3457 nt
Organism: Chara braunii
Lineage: Eukaryota; Viridiplantae; Streptophyta; Charophyceae; Charales; Characeae
Source: the annotation of a GenBank genome assembly
UCCGAUACAGCGAGUACAAGGCAUAGUUGUGGCCAGAUGCGUCCAGGAAAGUCCUAGUAGAAAUGCCCCCUCAGAGGUGGUAGGUUUGUCAACGCGUACACUGCUGCUGAUUAGUGAUUCUAUGGCACAAGGUUAAGCCUGCAAAGUGAAAAUAUUGAGGGGAGAGAAAAAGUGGGAAAAAAAACGAGUCUUCGGAGGUCAAGUUUUUCUCGAGAGAAAGGUGAUCAACGGGACAAAAAAAAAAAGAAAAAAAAAAGAUCGAGCCAGAAGGGCGCCUACCUGUAGGCGGCGAGUUGUGUUAGUUAUUAGGGGGGCUAAAAAGUCUGAUCAGCCAAACCGAAGUAUCGCUAUGGCUUGGUAUGCCUGUGGCUGGUUUGGUAUCCCGACCCAAUCACUGCGGCUGCUGAUCGGGAUCGUUGCCACGUGGGACCUUCUCGCUUGCUCCUCCUUCGCAGAAGGACCGGCUGCGAGGUUCAUGCCAGGAGUCCCGGUCGUCCGCAGGGACUGCGGGAUGGGCGUGUCGUCGGCAGAAGCACGACCGGUUGGUAGCCCUGAUCGCCUCCUCAAAGACUCUGCAGGCCGGCGGGAGCUGAUGAACCUGCACCCGUUGUUUGUCAAUGAGAAGAGCGGAGAGGUUGUGAAGCACACGGCUAUGCGUCCUGGUCCUGACGCUUUUUGGUGCAGAUCUGCUAUAUUCCAUCUCGUGGCGCGCGAACCCUCCCAAGUCGACCAGGCAGUGGAUAAGGCAACGAUCUAUUACGUUCUGGACGAGGCGUGCUUUUCCCCGAACAAAACCAGAGCAGACAAAGUGAUAUCCAUCAGGAACGCAAGUUUCUCGCUGGCUGAUCCAGCACGGACUCCCUUGAAUGCUACUGACAACAACACGCUCGUAACCUACUGGUGGCCGGCUUCCUCGCCCAAUGGGACAAAGGUCUCUGAUCGGCCACUCGUGAAGAUGGGGGUGAACAUGAGCUCUUCGGUGGCUACCACGAACGUCUUCUACGGCCUGGACCUGUCGAGAUCGCAGACCAACCUGGUCGUCAGUUCUCAGCCCUUCGAUGUCGGCGGCACGCGCAUCAUCACCUCUGUCUCUGUGAUAGAUGGGUCGCGCUCGACAGUCGAUCCGGGUGUGAGGUUGAUGCAGAGCUUGGGGCUCGAUUCCGCCAACAACACCCUGUACAUAGCCGACAACUCCCAUCAGAUCCUCUCCGUGCCUGUGUCCGACUCAGGUCUCCCCGCAGCUGGGCGCAACCCGUCCCAGGUGCUCAGUACGUUUGGGGAUCCCAACGUCUCGAGGAUUGCUAUUGGUCCCUACAGUUUAGUCUCGGGCGGGAGUUGCAUGUACUUCCGCGACGAGAAGCAGAGGCGCCUGUGGGGUUUCGACCCCCGACAAUCCUCCUCCUUGUCCGACGUCACGCUCGUGGCAGGAUCGGGAAUCCCGGGGCCGCACGUCGUGCAGAAUGUCGAUGACGCCAACACUUCCUUCAACAACAUCACGGCGCUGGUAACCACACCCGAUGGGUGCAAUCUCUUUGUCACGGAAGAGGAUGGAAUAGGAGACAAAGUGAAUGGACUGGUUCGAUGGCUGAAGCUAGAGCGGCCCUGUAGCAUGGCAACACGAGUGGAGGUGGUGGCCAAUGACACCGAAAACCGGUGGACCAGCAUGGCCUUACAUAUGGCUCAGGGUCAGGUAAGUCUCCUUCUUGGCUCGUCAACUGGCGAGGUGUUUCAGCUGGUAAUCAACGAGGAGCUCCUAGGGGGUUGCGGCUCUCCCCCUCCUCCCCUCGGCAGCAGCAGCAGCCCGCCGCCAUCAUCGUCCUCACUUCCCUCCACAACUCCAUCUCCCAGACCUAAAUCGAACCUAGUGCUCAUCAUCGCUGUGUCCUUGGGUGGAGGUGGCUUAACGACCGUCCUUGCUCUUCUAGGCGCUGUCUGUUACAAGAGGCAGGUUAGCGGACAGAAGUCGCGAGCCCGACAGGGUGAGCGGCAGGCUGGGCUAGCCUCCGCCGAUUCUCCCUCGAGGGCCGAAUGGUUGGUAACUGCCGCGACGGGAUCUUCUCCAUCCGUCGGCAGCGGGAGCGCGGUGGACGGGUCGUCGUCUACCACGCCCGACGAUCGAUCGAGGGGCAAGGGAACGGAUCUCUCUUCGUCGAAGGUGCAGCGCUUCGAGCUGAAGAGCUUGGCAGACUGCACGGACGGCUUCCAUCCCUCCAAGCUCACUGGCGACAAGGGGGCGUUCGGCGUAGUCUACAGGGGUUCCAUGGACGGCAGGGAGCUGGCCAUCAAGGUGAUGACGGGCGAGUUGACGGACGUGAAGAAGGCACAGUUCGUUGCAGAGGUGAACACUCUAAGCAGGUUGAACCAUGCCAAUCUCGUCGAACUCGUUGGGUUUUGUCAGGAGGAAGAGAAAUCCAUCUUGGUCUACCCUUACUACGCGGGGGGAAGUUUGCACCAGCGAUUACACGCCAACAGGAUAGAGACAGAAGAACACAAAGAGCAAGAACAGGGAGAAGAAGUACAAGGACAAGAAGCCGGUGGGCACAACCACGAGAACAAACAUGAUUUUUCACUGUUGACGAUAGAGGAGCGCAUGCGCAUCGCUUUCCAGGUUGCCAAGGGACUAAGCUACCUGCACGAUGGCGUAAGGCCGGCGAUCAUUCACCGAGAUAUAAAGAGCAGCAACGUUCUGCUCGGGGAGGGAAAAGGGGACAUGGUCGAGGCGGUCGUGGCCGACUUCGGCCUGGCGGCCAUCGGGGAGAGAGUGUUUGGCACAGGUUACGAGCACUUCGUCCAGACAUCGCACGUGGGGGGUACUUUCGGGUACAUGUCCCCCGAGUACAGGAUGUACGGCAAGCUGUCGGAGAAGAACGAUGUGUACUCCUUCGGCGUGCUUCUCCUCGAGCUGCUGACUGGGCGAAAGGCUGCCUGGCCGGCGGCAUCGGGGAUGGGAUGGGAGAUGCUGGCCACGUGGGUCGGCCCGUUCCUUUCAGGAGGAGGGGAUGAUGGAGAUGGGGAUCCCGAGGGGAUMGACGACAUGCCSUUGGCGAUUCUCGAUCYUUCCUGCCGCGCUCAGGUGGCGCGUGAGGCUCCCGCCAAAACCAUGGUGAUGGAGGCCCUGUCUCUGGCGGGAGAUUGCGUCAACGAGCAAGGCAAGCAUCGGCCGGCCAUGAGCACCGUGGUGCAACACCUUCGCGCCACAUGUCAGCAUGUGGGGAUAGCCUUGUGAAAGUUAACUCUUUUUAUCCCGCAUCAAUGUCCCCUACAUAGUUGCUUCUUCCCCCCCAAAAGGAACGCAGGGUCGUUAUCGCUGUAUCUCUAUUGAUGACCGAACACAUCGGUAAUGACCGUGCAGCCCUUCUAUUCUAUUUGGGGGAAAAGGAAGUCCCUGCCAGCGUCAGAGCAUAGGCCACCACAUUGACACGGGAACACCGUUCAUUAAUGAAGCCAGAAGCUUUAA